ACUGAUAGCAGUUAUUUGACGUGUCGUGUAACGGAGUGUUGAAUGGAGAAUCCGAGAAUAUUUGUCUUGAAACGCUAAGUUAAUAAUUGCUGUAGUAUAAUUCAGUAGAUCGUACAUUUGGCUGUUACUAUUGUUUAUUUGCGACUAUUUCACUCCAAAUGCAGCGACAUAUUCCACAACUCGUCAAGUAAAUAAUGAGGCAAAAUAUGAGAAGCGCUACUCAAGACACCGCUUGCAAACUGAAAAAUGUGACGACCUCGAAAACGAGUGAAAAGGAAGAGAGUAAGACGAACUGGUGGCUUUUAUUUGGAGGUAUAACUAUACUUACCUUAAUCACUAGAUUUUAUAAAGUUACUGAACCUCAGCAUGUAUGUUGGGAUGAAACACAUUUCGGCAAAAUGGGCAGUUGGUAUAUAAACAGAACGUUUUUCUUUGACGUACAUCCACCUUUAGGAAAGAUGCUCAUUGCUUUGUCGGGAUACAUAACGGGCUAUGAUGGGACAUUUGCUUUUGAAAAACCAGGAGAUAAAUUUGAAAAUGUCCAUUAUGUUGGCAUGAGAAUUUUCUGUACAAUUCUGGGUGCAUCCACUGUCCCUCUAUCAUAUCUCAUUGUAUGGGACCUUACUAAGUCAAUUUGUGCAUCUGCACUUGCUGCCUUUUUCAUCUUGUGCGACGUAGGAUUGUUGACGUUGAAUCAGUAUAUUCUUUUGGAUCCUAUAUUGUUAUGUUUUAUGAUGUGUGCAACAUGGGGCAUGGCGCAUGUAGCAUCUCUUCGAGAUCGACCGUUUACACGAUCAUGGUGGUCGUGGUUAUCAUUCACUGGAGCUUCACUCGCAUGUACAAUCAGCGUAAAAUUUGUUGGGCUCUUUGUUGUUCUGCUUGUGGGUCUUUACACUGUGUACGAGCUCUGGCGAGAAUUGGGUGACCUAUCUAAGCCUAUUUCUUAUGUGGGAAAACAUUUGUUAGCAAGAUGCUUUUGCCUCAUCCUAUUACCAGUUUUACUUUACAUGCUAUUUUUUUAUAUUCAUCUUUCCGUUUUAAAUAAAAGUGGGAGUGGCGAUGGCUUUUACAGUUCCGAAUUUCAGUCGCUAUUACGCGGAAAUUCACUGUAUAAUGCGACAAUGCCGCGACAAUUGGCAUACGGUGCUACUAUUACAUUAAAAAAUCAUCGCACAGGUGGUGGUUACUUGCAUUCUCAUUGGCAUUUAUAUCCAGAAGGAAUCGGCGCCAGACAACAACAGAUCACGACCUAUUCUCACAAAGACGAUAAUAAUCUAUGGCUGGUGAAGAAAUUCGAUAUGGACGUGAUAUCGCCAGAACCAGAAUUAGUUAAACACGGCGACCUCGUACGUCUAGAACACAUUACGACGAGACGGAAUUUACAUUCACACAAGGAGAUCGCGCCAAUAUCAAAAAAGCAUUAUCAAGUUACUGGAUACGGAGAAAACGGUACGGGCGAUGCUAACGACGUUUGGAAAAUACUGAUAACAAAUGGAAGGGACGGCGACAUAGUUGAGACAGUGACAAGUAAAUUAAAAUUUGUGCAUUAUCUUCAUCAUUGUGUGUUAACGUGUAGCGGCAAAACGUUACCGAAAUGGGGGUACAGUCAGCAAGAAGUUUCCUGUAAUCCUAAUAUGAGAGAUAAAAAUGGAUUAUGGAACAUCGAGGACAAUCAAUAUGCCAAAUUACCAAACGUCAGUUUCCGUGUGUAUGCGCCAGGAUUCCUUGAUAGAUUUCUGGAGUCGCAUGCCGUGAUGUUACAAGGCAAUUCGGAUCUAAAAGUGAAGGAAGGAGAGGUGUCCUCACGACCGUGGCAGUGGCCUAUAAAUUAUAGAGGGCAAUUCUUUUCCGGGAACAAUCAAAGGAUAUAUUUACUUGGCAAUCCUAUCAUUUGGUGGGGGAACAUAGUCUUCCUCGUAAUAUUUAUAGUUCUUUACGUCCAUGCUUCCGUGCAAGAGCAACGGGGUUGUAUCGACGGUGCUAUCAUGCUCAAACAGUGGAGCAAAAUAACGCAUGCCGGCAAGUGGCUCUUUCUCGGGUGGAUUUUGCAUUAUGCACCUUUUUGGGCAAUGACCAGGGUACUGUACUUUCACCAUUACUUCCCAGCGUUACUGUACAGCUCCAUGUUGACCGGGAUUACAUUGAAUCACGUCAUUGAGUGCUUCCUGUUGCUGUUACCCGGCAAAGUGGGAAAUACGUUUUAUCAUGUCACGUUAGGAACUGUAAUCUCCGGUACUGUGUAUAGCUUUUAUCUGUUCUCGCCGUUGGCUUACGGGAUGGACGGUCCGUCUGCUAUGGAUCCCGACAGCUCAAUGCAUUCUUUAAGAUGGAUGGAAUCUUGGGAAUUUUAAAAUCUGACUUAACGC
This is a messenger RNA of Cyphomyrmex costatus, 2366 nucleotides long. RefSeq names its product Protein O-mannosyl-transferase 2 (gene twisted). Gene Ontology annotation, cellular component: endoplasmic reticulum; membrane. Gene Ontology annotation, molecular function: dolichyl-phosphate-mannose-protein mannosyltransferase activity. The transcript has 14 exons. Gene Ontology annotation, biological process: protein O-linked glycosylation via mannose. The record is from RefSeq and is a predicted model, not a curated record. NCBI's taxonomy places the organism in Eukaryota, Metazoa, Arthropoda, Insecta, Hymenoptera, Formicidae. Bases 195 to 2351 code for a protein of 718 amino acids.